This is a messenger RNA of Fonsecaea multimorphosa CBS 102226, 528 nucleotides long. RefSeq lists its product as uncharacterized. The record is from RefSeq and is a predicted model, not a curated record. Bases 1 to 528 code for a protein of 175 amino acids. NCBI's taxonomy places the organism in Eukaryota, Fungi, Ascomycota, Eurotiomycetes, Chaetothyriales, Herpotrichiellaceae. The transcript is spliced from 2 exons.
AUGACUCUCGCGGCCGUAAAGAACUUCCUCUUCUCCUUCCUCGCCGCGCUGACUGUCUCGGUGCUCGUCAAUGUGAACCUCACCGCCGCGAUGCCGCCACCAACUGCAGACUUGUCCGCCGUUGGGAAUGCUAUUCAACUUCUGGCGCCGCGCAACCUCACCCAACAGGCUACCUGUCCGUCAACUCAACCUGAAACCCAAGCUGGCUGCUCCACCUGCACCGAGUGCUGCAUCUUCCAAUUCAACGACGCCGGCUGUGGUCAACCUUCUGUCGGAGAGUACGGCCUCAACGACUUCGACUGCCACCCUCUCGAGAUCGACAUGAAUAACGUCUGGAUCACCGAGUGUACUGGCGUCUUUGCAGAGUGCAUGCUCUGGAAGAAUCAAGACUGCACCGGUGAAGAUAGCUGGAGCAUCGAUAACACGGCAAACGUCUGUCAUCAUACGCAGUAUUGGAUCGGGGCGAUACAGUGUUAUCAGAGUGACGAGAAGAAGAAACUGGCAAUGCGCCGGCUCAGCGGGUCUUGA